AUGGAUAGUAUUCCCGAGUCACCUUCGAAGACGAGCCCUCUCGUGGAGCCCGAAGGUUUCCCAGAGAGUGAGACGGAUUAUUCCAGCAUAAGGGGGAAGAUGGUGCUUGUAAGUCCUUCAGCAGAUGAGUAUGAGCUGCUCCGUAAGCAACUGCUGGAGAGACUGGAGUCAGGGAAUGGAGAGAUCAUAUAUGACAUUGGUCAAGGAGAAGACGGGCGCGGUUUGACAGAGGAUGAGUACAGCGCAUCAGUGGCGACGCUGCAGUCCCUGGUGAGUGGGGAGCGAGUCUCAUGCGUGGAGCUGCGACGCUGGGACUGCGGCAGCGGGCUCACCGGACAGUAUCUGCUACGUACCGAGCUCGACCAUACUGACUUUAUGGAGAUCAGAGUGGCAGUGGUGGGCAAUGUAGACGCGGGCAAGUCGACUCUACUGGGCGUACUGACUCACGGCGAGCUGGACAACGGACGAGGGUACGCGCGCCAGCGACUGUUCCGACACAAGCACGAGAUGGAGAGCGGGAGGACCAGCUCCGUCGGGAACGAUAUUCUCGGAUUCGAUAGUAUGGGAAAUGUAGUGAACAAACCGGACCACGGCACGCUGGACUGGGUGAAGAUCUGCGAGAAGUCGUCCAAGGUGAUCACGUUCAUCGACCUGGCUGGCCACGAGCGAUACCUCAAGACCACCGUCUUCGGAAUGACUGGACAUGCACCUGACUUCGGUAUGCUUAUGAUUGGCGCCAACGCAGGUAUAGUAGGCAUGACGAAGGAGCACCUUGGCCUGGCUCUCGCUCUCUCAGUACCUGUGUUUGUGGUGGUGACGAAGAUCGACAUGUGUCCUCCAAACGUCCUCCAAGACAACCUCAAGCUGCUGAUCAGGAUCCUCAAGUCAUCCGGCUGUCGCAAAGUCCCCGUCAUGGUGAAGACGAAAGAUGACGUCAUCGUUAGCGCUACUAACUUUGUAUCGCAGAGGCUAUGCCCAAUCUUCCAAGUGUCGAAUGUGACUGGUGAAAACCUGGAGCUGCUGACGAUGUUUUUGAACCUGCUGAAGACGAGGAUGCCCUCACAGGACGACAAGCCCGCGGAGUUUCAAAUUGAUGACACCUACUCAGUGCCGGGUGUGGGCACAGUGGUAUCAGGCACGACGCUGGCAGGAGUGAUCAAGUUGAACGACACGCUACUACUGGGCCCCGACCCACUCGGCCGCUUCACUCCCAUCACUGUCAAGAGCAUACACAGGAAGAGAAUGCCCGUACCAGAGGUCAGGGGGGGACAGACUGCUAGCUUUGCUCUUAAGAAGAUUAAACGUUCUCAGAUCCGCAAGGGUAUGGUGAUGGUGUCUCCCGCACUGAACCCGCAGGCGUGCUGGCAGUUCGAGGGAGAGAUCCUCGUACUGCAUCAUCCGACUACUAUCUCCUCGCGGUACCAGGCUAUGGUGCACUGUGGCAGCAUCAGACAGACUGCGUCGAUCCUGUCGAUGUCCCGUGACUGCCUCCGUACUGGCGAUAAGGCACUUGUUCGCUUCCGCUUCAUCAAGCACCCAGAGUACCUCAAGAGGGGGCAGAGGAUGGUGUUCCGCGAAGGUCGUACGAAAGCAGUGGGCAACGUGCUGCGUCCGGAGCCGGCCGCCGUGAAGCUGGCGCCGCGCGCCGCCGCCGCGCGCCACGACCGCCGCGCGCACCACGCGCUCGACAAGCCCGACGCACUGCCCGCGCAAGUCCAAGAGACUGACGUGACUGCAGCAGACUCUCCAUUCGAGGUGCAGGCGGACAAGCGCGGCGCGGCGGCGGGCGGCGGCGGGGCGGGUGGCGCGGGCGGCGGGGGGCGGCGCCCCCGCAAGCGCCAUGA
Molecule: messenger RNA, 1844 nt
Organism: Spodoptera littoralis (African cotton leafworm)
Lineage: Eukaryota; Metazoa; Arthropoda; Insecta; Lepidoptera; Noctuidae
Source: the annotation of a GenBank genome assembly